AUUUCAACUUUCAGAAACGACUGAGACGUUGAGUUCAUUCUGCUCCCAGUAGCCGGACUGUCAGUUGUGUUUAUGCUUGCGUUUGACAGAAGUUUGUCUUUUCCAACUUGUCUGAUCGCAUCGGAAAACACUGCAGACUUCUUGUUUAAUCCAGACAAAGCUGUAGGAGCUGGAUCGCCUCUGCGCGAACAAAGCCUGGCCAUUUGAAUGAGAAGUGCACUUUUAGUUCGGAGCACAGCACACUGCAGUCAGGAGGAAACGCACCGGUGAUCUCCUGUUACUGUUGCAAAUUUAACUGAACUUCAGUGGGAAUGGAGUAGCCUUUAAGCCCUGCCUCACUGGGAAUAAGCACUAGACAGUGAGAUGCUUUGAGCUGCACUGAGUCAUCCCCUGGAAAAUAACCCGCAAGUCCAACCUUUUUCGCCAGUGAAACUGAAUCGAAGCCAAAUUGUGCGCUGUUUUUUUUUUUUUUUAAACCCAAGCCCCAAUAGCUGUUCGGUAAGACGAUGGAUGCAUUAGAGACUCUGUCAGGCUCUUCGCUGGAUUCCAAAGCGGAGCGGAUUGCACGCUAUAAGGCUGAAAGGCGGCGCGAGUUGGCGGAGCGGUAUGCCAACCUGGAGGAUCUGUCCUCCAAAUAUACCAGGAGGGAGAGAAACCGGGACAAUGCAGAUGCUCCGGACAAAGCAUCGAGCACUGAGCAAAAGCCUAAAGAAGUCAGUGUCAGUACACAAGGUCAGCCUGCUGAAGUUACAGCCUCGGAGGAAGUAGAGAAUGAGAACGAAGUGCAGAGUGAAACUAACAAGAAACAGAGAACUCGGCACGGACUGCUGGACACAGAGGAAGUCAAACUGCCAAAGGACGAUAGCAGACGGCAGACAGCAGACGAUAAAAAAGAAGACAGCUUUAAGACGAGUGCGUCUGCCAGAACUUCUUGCUGUAAAGAUUUGGAGACACCUGAAAUCCCGGCUGUCUCACAGGAAGCCAUACAGGAUGGUCACCAUGCCAACAGACGUAACGAGCCAAUCAGCACUCAGGACCAGCCGCCUAAAGCCAGUCAAUCCUUUCUGUCUUCAUCAGUUGAGAAAGACGAGUCAGAUGGAGAGAAGGGCAAUGAGACGCUAGAAGCACAGGAUGAAGAGGAAAAGGACUCGUCCAGUGACCUCAGGGCUGUUAUCGAGGAGCCGAUGUCGACUGUGAAGGUUGAAGAGCAGGAGCCCAAGGCGGUCACAGCAGGCUUGCAAAGGCAGGACUCACAAGGUCUCAGGGGCAUCCUGAAGAAAAGCCGCUCUGCCAGCCUUGAGGCUGAGGUCGAGCCGGAGAAAAGCGAAACUCAUGGCAAAGACUGUGAAGACAACAGGCUGGAGGAUAAGCCGAAAGAAAUGGAAGAGGAGAUAAAGGUGGAUGGUGGGAUUAAGGUCAUGCACAGGGGGAGCAGCAGCUCCAGUGAUGCUCCUCGUUCGCCGUCUCUGUGUAUGUCUGAAGACAGUGAGGAGCUGGACAGCAGUCUGGAUGGUAGCAUGAGCUCCUCUUUUAACCAGAGACUGGCUGAACUAACAGGUAAUGAGGAGGAUUGGCGCAGUAAGAAGAAAUCCAAAGCCAGCGAUUUGGUCCAGACGUCCCUUGCCGACCGCUUCAGCCAGCUUCAGGACUCCGAGAACGCUUGGAAGAAAAAGAAAUCUUCAUCUGAGGUAGAGACGAAAAUGUCCCUAUCCCAGCGGAUGAGGAUCCUGCAAGAGAAGGAAGAGCAGUGGAAAGCCAAAGGGAAAGGAGCUGCCAAUGACUCCAUACAGUUCUCUGUGGCUGGACGCAUGGCCAAGAAAGGCCUUGUAUCCCCUAGUAGAGAUGAUGUGCCUGUUAUUCUCAGCAAGAAAGCAUGCGUCAGUACACCAGUCAAGCCUUUAGAAGAGAUCUCCACUCGACCUGAUGCUGAGGGCGACAAGAGGCUUGACAAACUGGAGUCGUUUUUAGAUAAACUUCACAAUAAAGGUGCGAGCAGCAAACCUUCCACUAUCGAGGUGCUGGAGGAGAAGGAGAAGGAGGUGAUGAACCUGGAUGAUGAUGAGACGUUUCAGCGGUUUUACAAGUCCCUGUCCCCCACGACUCAAAGCUCAAAUUUGCUUUGGGAUGAAGAGGAGGAUUUCAGCGCUCUUACUUUCGACUCUCCCAAGUUAGCCACAUCAGUAGCAGAGCACAGGCGGUCGGUGAGGCCCUCCCGCAACACAAAAGGCUCGAGAAACCCUCUACGUGCCCUGGCAGCUCGAAACGACCUGAGACAGGCUUACACUGAGCAGAGACUUAACAUAGCAACCAUUGAGGCCAAGAGGAUCCAAGUGGAGAGAAUGGCCAAACACUCAAGGCUGGCUGGCUGCGCCUUAGCCGGAUUGGCAAGUAAAGAAAACUUCAGGAACGUAAACCUGCGAAACGUCAAGUCCACUGAAGUGGUGACCAACAACAGCGCCGUGCCUUUUCACAAGCUCAUGCUCAUCCACAUCAAAGGCCGCAGGCACGUUCAGGUGCGUCUGGUGGAGCCUACAUCCCGUUCCCUUAAUAGCGGGGACUGUUUUCUUCUAAUCACUCCAAAUCACUGUUUCCUGUGGUGUGGCGAGUUCGCAAACGUUAUCGAGAAGGCCAAGGGCUCAGAGAUGGCACAGUAUGUCCAGACUAAGAGAGACCUGGGCUGUAAAGCCCCACAGGUCACCGUGCUGGAGGAGAACAUCAACACAAACAGCCGCACCGCCAAGGAUUUCUGGAACCUUCUUGAAGGAGAAACCAAAUACAGAGCUGCUGGGGAUCCGGAUGAAGAUGAAUUGUACGAGAGUGGCAUUGUGGAGUCAAAUGCUAUCUACAGGGUGGUGGAAGACAAGCUGGUGCCUUAUGAGGAAGCCUGGGCCUCCAUUCCCAGUGUGACUCUGCUCAACUCCAAAGAGGCCUUGGUGUUUGAUUUCGGCAGUGAGGUGUACGUCUGGACAGGGAAGGAUGUGGCUCUGAGUGACAGGAAGGUGGCAGUGCAGCUGGGCAAACAGCUCUGGAGCGGAGCCUAUGAUUACAGCACCUGCAGAGUCAACCCCCUGGACUCCUCUUCAGCCAAUAAGGAUCUUUCACUACAAGGUGAGGGCAGGCCAAACUGGGCUCUGUUCGGAAGGCUUUCAGAGCAUAACGAGACAGCCCUGUUCAGGGAGAAGUUUCUGGAUUGGGCCGAGCGUAAACCGAACAAAGAAGAGCAAGGAACGGAGGAGGUGAAGAGUCCGGUAUACCAACACUUGCCUCCCACCCCAGACUCGGACCUGAAGCCGUGUGACGUAAAGGCUUUGCUGGAGGGAGGAGACAGUCCUGUGAAGAUGGCCUUAGAGGGUGUGGAUCUUCAUAGAGGUUAUGGAUUGGUCAGUACAGAAGACGGACGUCAGGCUCAGUUAGCCACUCUGGCAGUAGACGCCUGGCACAUCCGUGAGUUCGAUGAUUUUGAGAUCCCGGCCGAGAGCGUGGGUCAGCUGCACGAGGGGGACACGUACGUCAUCCGCUGGAAGUACUCCAUCACCAGUGUGGUGGGUAAAAGACAGAAGCCUGGUGAGCUGAGUGCCAUAGGGCCUGGCAGAGAGCGCAUCGCUUGUUUCUUCUGGCAGGGUCGCCAGUCAAGCGUGAGCGGGCGGGGCACGUCGGCACUCAUGACGGUGGAGCUGGGAAAUCAGCGGGGGGCACAGGUCCUCGUCACACAGGGCAAAGAGCCACCCUGCUUCCUCCAGCUCUUCAGCGGGGGACUAAUCGUCCACCGAGGCUCCAGAGAGGACAGUGCCAAAAACACAGGUGACUGGAGGCUGUUUUGUGUACGUGGGGAGGCAGCAGUGGAGGCGUCCCUUCUGGAGGUGGAGUGCUGCAGCGCUAGCCUGCGGUCUCGUGCCUGUCUCCUACUGCUGGGCGUACACCAGAGACAGCUGUACGUGUGGCACGGGUGCAAGGCUCAGCCGACAGCCCACGAGGUGGCCAAGAAGGCCGUGGAGCGCCUCACACACACCUGUCCUCCAGAGCUUGGGUUAAACAGCAACACUAAUCUCAAAGUGCAGGAGAUAGAAGAAGGCACCGAGCCACAGGGGUUCUGGGAUGCACUUGGCCAGCAGGACAGGAAAGCUUAUGACUGCAUGCUGCAAGAUCCAGGAAAAUACAACUUUACACCUCGGCUUUACCGCCUCAGUGCCAGUUCUGGAACCUUCGAAGGGGAGGAACUACUGAGUCCUUCACGAGUGACAGGCGCUGUGAUGGCGAUGCCUUUCCUGCAGGAGAACCUUUACUCUGCACCUCAACCAGCACUGUUUCUGCUGGAUAACCGGAUGGAGGUGUAUCUAUGGCAGGGCCAGCAGCCAGAGGACGCAGAGUGUACAGGCUCCGCUAAGAUCCGAUGGGACAACGAAAGAAAGUGCGCCAUGGAAACUACACUGCAGUACUGCAAAGCAAAGAACUCCAGGCGACCCCCACCCGCCUAUCUCAUCUUGGCUGGAGCUGAGCCCCUCACGUUCACUAACAUCUUCCCGUACUGGGAGAAAGAUCCCAGCAUCAGGUUGAAGGGUAUGAGAAACAAGGUGAUCCUGGUAGCGGACGCUCUGACCAAGCUGAGUAAGAAUCAGUACUCUCUGGAGGAGCUGACCAACCGGCCACUGCCUGAAGGAGUGGACCCUCUGCACCUUGAGCUCUACCUGUCUGACAAAGACUUUGAGACGGCCCUGGAGAUGACACGAGAAGAGUUCAGUGCUCUCCCCAACUGGAAACAGCUCAACAUAAAAAAGGGCAAAGGCCUCUUUUAGAUUUGUAAUGGAGUAUUCCUAAAAGGAAGGACGGAUCCUUUUUGUGUUAAUCUGUAAAACCAGUCCAUGUAUAGUACCAAAUGUACAGUAUGAACUUUUUUAAACAAUGAACUGACCUGGCAGUUUUGUAGAGAACUUUUCUAUAAUGCAGACUGUUGUAGCAAAGUAGCUUUAUACAUGAGUUAAAUAAACUUUCUAUAUACACUAAAAAUGCUAAACAAGCUAGGCAUGUUAUGUAUGUCACUUAUACCAACGUUUUUUUGGACUAAUUAUGUACAAGCUUACAUUUUGUUAUGGGUAAUACAAGUGAUUGUUUUUAAGAAGAUGGUGAUUUUUAAUGGUUAGCUUCCUAAAGCUUCCGGCUUUCUAUUCUAAAGCAUGUUUGCUCUUGUUACUCAUUAAGAAAAUUAAGUUCAUUCAAGCCGUAUACUGUAGAGAUGCACGUGUGCAGAUCUGCAGUCUUACAGUGUUACAUAUGGAGUCUGGGCUCUAAUACUGUGGGUUUUCCAGUAUAUACUACUUAUAGUCAUGCAAUAGCUUGUUUUAUGUAAUUGAAUAUAAUAUAGAGUUUA
Messenger RNA from Clarias gariepinus (North African catfish), 5365 nucleotides. It is a transcript of the gene svild, whose product is annotated as supervillin d. The record is from RefSeq and is a predicted model, not a curated record. Gene Ontology annotation, molecular function: actin filament binding; phosphatidylinositol-4,5-bisphosphate binding. Gene Ontology annotation, biological process: actin filament severing; cytoskeleton organization; actin polymerization or depolymerization. Lineage: Eukaryota; Metazoa; Chordata; Actinopteri; Siluriformes; Clariidae. Bases 507 to 4793 code for a protein of 1428 amino acids. The transcript has 28 exons. Gene Ontology annotation, cellular component: cytoplasm; actin cytoskeleton.